AUGAAACUCAAACUACGAGACAUUGGCGAAGUACGCGCCUCGGCCUCAGCCUCCCACCUCCACGACAACAACUCCAACAGCAAGCCGAUCAAGAGUAACGGCGUCGCCGCCGCGGGUGCAGGUCGCGAUUCGCAACAGAACGUAGCCCCUGACGACACCGGUGCGGCCGACCCCGAUCAGGGAGAUCAGUGGGCCAAGAUCCGACAAGGUCAGUGGGAGAGACCACGCACCAUCCUCGGGUGCGAGAAUCCACUCGCUGACACCGUGAUACACCCCCUUCACCGUCGAGCAGCCCUACGGGCUGACCCCAGCUCGAACGGCGACACGACCCAGCUCUCCGCGCAGUUGCUGCCGCUCCUCGACGCGAACAACAUCAUCGCCUGCCCCGACUGUGCCAAGCCCAUACUUCAAGGCGCACUCGAACACCACAAGGGUACGUUGCUGCUCGCCCAUCGUCGUCCCAAUGCAGAGCCACGGGGUCGCAUCAACGCGUCACGUGUCACGCGACCCAUUCGAGGUCGUCCGUGGCGGUUGACCCGACGCACUACCUCCUCUUCCACGGUGCCGCCCUUCCGAGACUGACCUGUGACUUCACACCAACAUCUUCCCCGCAGUCAACUGUGCCGAGAUCCGACGUCGCGAAACCAUGAAACGAGCCGCCGAAGGUCAGUCUACACGUGACUUGGAGCAGUCCUUCUCCCCCACUUGACUCCUGAGAUCUCCCCUUUCUCCCAAGAAACUAACCUGGGGAUACUUUUUUGCCUUGGUCACAGAUGCACCUACCCCCUCGUCGUCAUCAUCUGCGAAGAAGCCCAAGGCAGGCGGGCUCGUCAUCGUGCUAGGUGGUGGAUCCGCCGGUGGUGUCGGCCCUUCGGGCUCGACGACCCCCGAGGAUCCGAAAUCGGCAGCACCCAACCCGAAGAAGAAGACGUCCUUUGUGCUCAAGGGUAACGAGGCAAGAUCGCCUUCGGCGGGGCCAAGCAGCAACAACAGCGGAGCAAGUACCGCCGCCGCCGCUGCCGCCGCCGCGAAGGCCAAAGCCUCUCGUGCAGGUUAGUACGGGUCCGCAUCCUGAUCAACAAGCUCCCAAGAUGCUGAUCAAACAAUCGUACACACCCUCACAGGCGGACCCGUGGACGUCGAUAGGCAAUGCGGUGUCAUCAACGACAAGGGCCUGCAGUGCCUGCGCUCACUCACGUGCAAGACCCACUCGAUGGGCGCCAAGCGUUCGGUGCCGCAUCGAUCACAACCCUACGAUGUCCUUCUCCACGAGUGGCAAAGAGCGAACAAGCCCAACUUUAAAAACGAUAAAUCGGUACAAGCGCGCGUCGGGCCAGGUGCAGAGGGCAGCGUCGAGGCAGCAACAGGGACAAGCGCAACAGGGGAACCCGAGGUCGUUGCGGUCGCCGUCGCCAACCCCAAAAAGAAGAAGAAGAAGGGAUCGGGAGAAGGCAAGGAGAAGAAGAAUCGCGAAGGAUCGUCCAAAAAGGGUGCGGUGCAGAUGGUCGGCGAGUACCUCGACGAGUCGGAAGGGGAGCAAAUUGCUGCGGCGAUGGGGACUAACCACGACGAAGCUGUCAUGAUUGAUUCGGACGAAGAGGUCGAAGGCGUGUUCAAAGCUUUAGGGAGAGUUUCACGAGGGAGAUCUUUGACGAUGGUCAGUGGUGGUGGGGCCGGCUUCUCGGCGGCGAGCAUGUUCGUCGGUCGCAAUUCGAAGCUGGCCAAGCUAGGCGAUGUUCUGGGCUCUGUGUUCUCGUUCACCCCUCCCAGUUGA
This is a messenger RNA of Microbotryum saponariae, 1774 nucleotides long. NCBI's taxonomy places the organism in Eukaryota, Fungi, Basidiomycota, Microbotryomycetes, Microbotryales, Microbotryaceae. The record is from the annotation of a GenBank genome assembly.